ACACAGCAUGUUCUUAAUGAUAGCUAAUACUGUAUGAAGGAUGCACUUAAACUGGGAAGCUUAUAAUAGCUCUUUUAUGGAGAUGUGGGUAAAUGAUGCUGAGUCAUUAUGGUGAACAGGGAGAUUCAGCGCAUGGAUAGUCAGGACAGGAAGUGGAAACCCUCUUUGGAUCAAUUAUGCAUAGGCUGCACUCUGGAGAUGGAGGGGUGCAGGGAGGAGUCAGGCUCUAGAUGAAGUCUGUCCCAUACCGAGUUGCUGCAGUUUGCACUGAUAAAUAAGAUCGCAACUUGUGUUAUCGUUUGUGAGUAUUCCUCUAUAAAACAAGACAAUGGGAGUUGGAUGGGAUAAUCGUGCUGUGGUAGAGAGAAGUAUGUUCAUCAUGCGGGUGCUGCUGAGCCUAUUUCCUCUGCUCCUUAUUUUGUGGAAUAGUGACAGCACUGAGGCUUUGCCUGUACAGGACAAACUAUCACACACCAAUGAGAUACUAACCAAAGACAAGGACUUGUUGAAGAAGAUGAUGACAGACAUGGCGGAGCUGAACCUCACUAGUAAGGAACUAGCAGAUCUUGACCCUGAUUUGCUGAAUGGCAAACUGGGAGAGAGGUCUGUUUUUGGAGAGCCAGUUCCUAAAGACAAAUCUCCAUGCAAGCUCUUCUACUGGAAAACCUUCUCCUCAUGUUAACACUGGAAAUCAUAAAGAACCCAGAUGAAUCUGUUUAAUCUACAAUCCUGCUUUACAGUUAGUCUAUAUUUAACCAUACAAGGCAAUAAAAUGUAUAUGCAUCCCCUUGCUUCUGCAGUUCUAAUAUUGUAAUUUAUGCGUGAUGACUUUUGAAUUGACUAUUUACACUAACGUUUGUAUUUAUACUCUGACGCAGGUUAUUGUUUGAAAUAAGAUUAAUCACUAAAUAAUUACAUGGACCUUUUACAUGUGCGCUUUGAACUGUUUGACAAAGAAAGGUGUAAUAAAAGUUCUCCAAAUCA
Messenger RNA from Myxocyprinus asiaticus (Chinese sucker), 984 nucleotides. RefSeq names its product somatostatin 6 (gene sst6). The transcript is spliced from 3 exons. Lineage: Eukaryota; Metazoa; Chordata; Actinopteri; Cypriniformes; Catostomidae. The record is from RefSeq and is a predicted model, not a curated record. Gene Ontology annotation, molecular function: hormone activity. Gene Ontology annotation, biological process: regulation of cell migration. Gene Ontology annotation, cellular component: extracellular region. The coding region runs from base 329 to 682 and encodes 117 amino acids.